AUGCAGGGGGUCAUUUUGCGGUGGCGCAAACGCACGGGCGUGCAGCAAUCGGUGUUCCUCUGCGUGAAGGCCAAAGCGGACCCCGAUCCCUCUCGCGGGCUAGAGGGUGAUGAGAUUUGUAUCGACAUGGCGAAUCAAGAGCGCGUGGAUAUGAAGAGUGAGAGCAACAUCAUUGUGGAGUUUUUCUUCUCUGCCUCAGGCAGCAAGGGCUACCCACUGAAUGGUGGCUACGAACCCACGGGCAAAGAUUUGAAGUGCCAGUACAACUAUCGCUUCCAGAUCGAGGGUUACAACCACAACCAGGAGCAUGUGGCAACUUCUGACUGGUCCAAUGAGGUCUUCAUCAAGCCCAGGAGCACAGUCUUCGACCUGCCACUUCGCAUCCUAAAGUCGAACUUUGCCGUUCCUACGAACUCUUUGGAGUAUUUCGUGGAACACUUCGCUGAGUUCAACAUCCAUGGCAAACAUCCGCAGCAGUUGGUCAUCCUCAGCAAAAUCAGGGUAUGCUACCACAAGAACUGGAAUGACUUCCGAGACUGCAAGUCUGAUUUCUGCUUGACUGCCUACAUGGGUGAAAGCAGCGUAAAGUGUGAGAAGGACACUCGCUCUGGUGUCUGUCAGAACUUCGACAAGACUGGCAUCUUUCAGCCGCUGGACGUGGGUUUGGACAUUGACGACGAUGAAGAUGCCCGUACUCAGGAGCUGGAUGAAGCGAUCAUCGGGCCAAACCAGUCCCUAGAGCUUGGCGCAGCAGACCGGAGGCUGCAAGAUGUGUUCAUCACCCUGCGCAAGUCGUCCGGGGAAGACGUCGCAGAAGGUAAGCUCGACUGGUGGGACAUUGUGGAGGCUUUUGAACAGUCGGAAGAACAACAAAUCUUCGUGGAACUUUGCACAGACAAGGUGGAGGGCGAAUUUGAUGAGGAAUGGCUGGUGUGGGUGGAGGCUGAGGUGACCUUCAGAAAUGAGCUGGACCCGGAGUGCGAGCAGAUGCCGUUCCGGGAUCGCUUUUUCCAGUCGGACCCUCCAGGGGAGAUCUACUACGAGGGCAUGGAGCGAUUUGUAUCCUGGGAUCCAACCAGCGACCUGACUGGCACAGCAUUGGAUGUGGAAAUCAAGGAGUUCGACAUUUACAUGUCUUAUCCUGAUGACGACCUGGACCCUGUGCUUCUGGUGGAAAAGGCCCAAGUCUCCAACGGCGGGGCCUCGAUCAUGAUUACUUUCCCGGAGGGCAUCUCAGCAAACUACGUUGUAUGCCAGAUGGGCGUCGAGGCGUACAACCACGACGGCAGCUUGGAUGACGGGAACUUGCCCAUGCGAUCCCAUCGCUUCAUCAUAUGUCGCACCUGGAACCUUGCGGAGUUUGAGCUCAUGUACGCGUCAUUUUGCCGGAUGAACAACAUGGAGAUGGAGCGGGUUACAGAGGACGCCCUGGCAAGCUAUGGCAUGGUCGUGGCAAGGGAGCAGCUCAAGGUGGUGCAUGGCCUUCGACGAACAUUGGUUUUUGAGGAGUCCCUUGAGGAGGAUCACGUGCUUGACUGCCCAGGGCUGAUAAUGAUCAGCGAGAAGAACAUCGUCGCAAGGCACCCGAGUGUGGUGAAUGGCGAGCAGAUCAUGGCCGGCGCCUCCGACGCCGGAGGAAGUCUAAUCCGUACUUUCUCUUCCGGCAAGAGUCCGCUGCUGGGUGGGGGCUCGCUGACUGGGUCUGGUGCAGGGCGUAGCGGGCGGCAAGGUCCAGUCAUCAUCAAGCCAAAGGAGUAUCGUGCUACUUUCCAGGCAAUAGGCUUCCUCGAGCAACUGGUCCGCAAUGGCCUGCAAGAGGAAAUCUGCCGAAAAGAUGAUGGGCCUGUCUAG
Messenger RNA from Symbiodinium pilosum, 1851 nucleotides. The record is from the annotation of a GenBank genome assembly. Lineage: Eukaryota; Dinophyceae; Suessiales; Symbiodiniaceae.